AUGGAGGAUGCCGCCUACUCCCUUCCUGUUGGGGGUCAUGUACAAGGGCAUUACAGUAACCCCCUAUUCCCGUCAGCGCUUGUCGAAAGAUUGCAAGAGGUCCACUUGGGACGCAACCUCAACUUCGGCCGGACCCAGCAGUUGGGCGCCAACCCACUUCGUACUACCAAAAGACAUGGUAUGUUGGGAAUUCUACUCCCCAAGUUUGACAUUUCCUGGUGGUGGAGGAGUGAACCGAACAAUGACCGUUUCGAGAUCCGUUCAGGAAAUCCACGUCCCAUUUCACCAUCUGUAGCAGAGGCAUGUGUACAAAGAGAUUGGACUUCCGUCUACGAUACCGCUGAUAAUACUGUAGCAGUGUAG
Molecule: messenger RNA, 363 nt
Organism: Neurospora tetrasperma FGSC 2508
Lineage: Eukaryota; Fungi; Ascomycota; Sordariomycetes; Sordariales; Sordariaceae
Exons: 5
Coding region: 1-363 (120 amino acids)
Source: RefSeq, a predicted model, not a curated record